This is a messenger RNA of Pelmatolapia mariae (spotted tilapia), 10651 nucleotides long. RefSeq names its product gastrula zinc finger protein XlCGF57.1-like. Gene Ontology annotation, biological process: regulation of transcription by RNA polymerase II. The record is from RefSeq and is a predicted model, not a curated record. Bases 4315 to 6234 code for a protein of 639 amino acids. Lineage: Eukaryota; Metazoa; Chordata; Actinopteri; Cichliformes; Cichlidae. Gene Ontology annotation, molecular function: RNA polymerase II cis-regulatory region sequence-specific DNA binding; DNA-binding transcription factor activity, RNA polymerase II-specific. The transcript has 3 exons.
CGGAGCCUUUGUAAAAACGAUCGUCCAGAAUGAGGCCGAUGCCAGGCAGCGCAUACUCCGGGAUAUCACCGUUAAGUUCCCCAAAAUAAAGUUACAGAGAAUAGGUACGUAACAAAACCACCGCUGCAUGAUAAAGCUGCGAACUAGUGGAUCAGCAGCAUGCAUUUAAAGGGGUGAAACGGACAGGUAGAUGUAACGAGGUCACGAAAAUGCUGCUGUAAACUUCACUGAAAAUAAAUUGAUGCCGUCGGGUUAUUGUGAAGGAGCGCAUACCUGAAACGGUUAACUGCAGGUUCCAGAUGGCGUGGAAAAUUGAUUCACAUUUCAGGCGUGGGUGUAACAUAAAGAAGGUAACUUUAUAGUUUGAUAUCGAUCACAUAACGCGCUUCUUUUGUUAGCAGUGCGUGUCUCUUUGUGUCUCUGCUGUUGGCCACACACUGAUUUAUAUAACCCCACCCCCCAUUCUCUCUGUGGGAUACUACUACAUCUGUCCUUUCAAGUUGUCUUUGUGUUAGCUGCGUUGAGAAAUCUGGAGAAAUUAUAAAGUUAAUGGACAAUGGAGACAUUUAAGGAGCAGCAGAAACAAGCACAGCGAGCAGGAAACACAGUAUUAUCCCAGUUAUAUUUUCCCAGUGCAGUAGUGUGUUUAUUUCUAACAUGACUGCUCUGAAACUUCAACUGUAUUCAUGUAAUCAGUACACGGUACUCAGUUUGUUCAGGUCCCAGUUGUCCCUUAAGAGGGUCGUUGACCCACUAUUCAUCAUGUGAGCCAAGGUGUCAAAAAAGGGUGUAGGUCGCUAUCGGCAGAGACUUCGGGUGAAACCAUCGUGGGACCUCGCCUUGCCCUAUCAUGUGACUUAUUUAGAUCAACUGACAAGAUGUGAGUAGGGGUUGAGGUGCCUGGGAAGGGAUCUCAAAACUGGGUUGUAGGUAGCAGACAGUUGGUGUCGUAAGCCCCGCCCUCUGUUCAAGGAUGGUUUCUUUCACUCCUCUUUCAAACCAUCUGUUUUCACUGUCCAAAAUGUGGACAUUGGCAUCCUCAAAAGAGUGACCUUUGACCUUUAGAUGCAGAUGUACAGCCGAGUCUCGUCCUGUCAAGGUGGCUCUUCUAUGUUGUGCCAUGCGUUUAUGCAGUGGCUGUUUAAUUUCUUCAUUGCAGAGGUCUGAGCUCUCCGAGUUGCACUCCACAGCAUACACUGUGUUGCUUAGCUUGUGUUUGGGAUGAACCAGUUUGUGUAUGAGUGUGUGGCUCGUUGGUGUCUGACCUUCUUUACUCUGCAUCUGUGCUGGUUGGAUGAAGGCCCAGCUGGGAUAACCACACAUUUUGAAAGCUUUGUUGACGUGUGUGUUCCAUUUCUUUGCCUUCUGCCCUGGGCUUGUUUUCUGCCCAGUGUUGUAGGGUCCAAGUUUGUGUUCCAGACGGUGGUGGGAGUCAAAGAGGAGGUAGUGGUCUGUGUGUGUGGGCAGCAGCUAUACUGCCGCAGCGUCCUCUGUUGUUGUGGUUGUGUCACAUACAAAUGACAUCACAGGACUUGCAGUUGCGUUGCUAUGACGUCCGACACACAUUGAGGUGGUAUUUAGUAGAUAUGGCACGAUACCACUUUUUUAUGUCCAAUACCGAUACCGUUAUCAUAAAUUUGGAUAUCUGCCGAUACCGAUAUGAAUCCGAUAUAGUGUUUUUUAAUCAAUAAAACUGUUUUUUAAUAUCUUGCUGCAUUUUGUAAAAGUUCAUACUCAAGUUUAAAUAAACAACAACACUAAAUAUAUUCUGUUAUACCUGUGUGUAAAAAAAAAAAAAACAAAAAAAAAAAAAAAAAAAAAAAAACAAAACACUGCGGCCAAAAUAUUUCAUAGUUCAGAAACACUGAUCAAUCUAAUAAACUUAAACCUACUCCAUCCUCCCUAUUCUGGUAUUUUAAAGAGUACUUAGCAGAAAUAUUAAGCAACCUAACUAAUAGGGUUGCAAACUCCCAGCAAAAGAAAAUGGGGAACCACCCCCCCACCCUCCACCUCAUGAUGCUUAAUCAAUGUAAUCAACUUUAAUUUGAUGCAGGGUGCACAGAAAUAAAUUAUUUUUCAAGAAUAAUUAAAUAGAUUCAACAUCUUUCUUCAACAGAAUUGCAGAAUUCACAGAUGGUACUUUCCCAAAGGAAAAAGUACUAUAGCUCACUAGGGUAUAUUAGACUUAACAGUUAAUAUAUACAGUAAUGGACUUCUAUACAUUUUACAUCAGAUUAAAACUUUGGGUGUAAGAUUCAGAUAAUUAUUUAUUAAAAGCUAGACAUUUUAAAUGAGAAUAAGAAAGAUAAGUAUGUCUUUGUGCCCCCUUUUCCCUGUUCAUGCCCUAUCGGCCCCCCUGGCUAAACUUUGCUAGAUCCGCCCCUGCACAGUUACCAGCCGUCAGCUACGUAGAAAAGGAUCCUGGUGUAGAAAGUAAUAUUAAAUAAAUUCUAACAACAGCUUAUCAAGCUUAAACGUGCUGCUGUUGUUCCGCCGCUGGUUUCCUCUUUCUGGUGCAAAGUGGGCCAAAAACAAAGAAGAGAGACGGACUCCCGACAGAAAAUGUCUUAGGUGAUGAGGAGUGGACGCUGGCGCGUUUGGCUGCCGCUGCUCCCCUCUGCAUACAUCUAUACUUACUGCUUAGUAUAGUUACAAAAGUUUGUUUGUUUUGUUCUCUGAAUCUACUGUCUCCCAGGUAAAGUGCUUCCCUGCCUGACCUCUUUGGCCGGUGUGCUUUGGACACAUUUACUGUCAGCUGUUAGCAUCAGCUGUUAGCAUCAGCUGUUAGCAUCAGCUGUCAGCAUCAGCUGCGCUGUCUUUGGAUAGCCGGUAUUACAUCAUGACUACUGCUAAGUAGAGCAGGGCGAUAUGACCAAAAAUAUUUAUCACGAUAUACAUUUGAAAAUUUGCGAUAACGAUAUAACUGACGAUAUAAUUGACACUAGACAAAAUACUUUACAACUCCACAACUUUAUUAGUGCAAAAAACCCCAUCAAUGUAUUUUCACUUAAACAAGCAGCUGUUUUUUAUGUGCAUUAAAGUUAUAUAAAAAUGUAACAGUGCAAAUUCCUUGCUGACAGUUUAACCAAAAGGCAUUUCCAGUGGAAACUGGCCGACAUGUCCUCAGCAUAACCAUGUAUAACAUCCACAAAACUUAAAAAGAGGUUAUACACACACAAUACGGUAAUAUUAUGUUGAAGCACAGUACGUAUCACUCCGCGAGGCUCCUGCCUACGAUAGCCGUAAUGCUCCGACAAUCCAUCAAGCGGUUCGUAGCUUAGCAAAGUCGUACUAAAACAUUUGACAGAUUUUCGAGCGCCGUGUAGCACAUAAAAUCGUUUUGAGGUCAGUAAACACAACCAGAAUUCAUACAUAAGGCCCACGGGAUUAUAAGGGGCACUGUCGAUUUUCAGAAAAAUCAAAGGAUUGAUUUAAAGUGUGCCGUAUUUUCCAAACAACACGGUAAUAACGACGGCCCGCUACCAUGCUCUACCAAAAAUAGUGCUUUGUUGUGUAUCUGACGGACGAAAGCUAAACCAGUUCUACACCACUGAGGUUGCAGCAUUUUUACAAACCAAUUCUGGUUCAUCCGUUUCAUUCAACAAUCCACUUUUGCUCUUCUCAUUCUGCGUCGCUGCCAUGUGCGUAUGUAAACAUAGGCACUGCGCAUGCGCGUUUUACCCAUAUUCUAUCGCGAUAUUUCAUUUUCCUAUCGUUGCCCAAAAUUACACCGGUAUUAUCGUGAACUGUAUGAUAUAGCCUAGCCCUACUGCUAAGUUGCUGCUCCUCCGGGCUCUUCUCCUCCGGGUUUGUUCUGCAGUCCAUACUCCGGCCCGUCUCCUCCACGCUGAGGUACUCGACAUCAGAGCUACUCUUCCUGCGCUUCCAGCACCUCUCGACCUUUCCGCCAGCUUCACUGCUACACCCUGCGAUCGCCUGGCGCCCGCGUCGAAAGUAUAUCCACCGCGGAUCCAGACGGAAUUACAGGAUUGACAGCAGGAAUUCGAUACCAUCCCUGUGGUCAUCUCACCGCCGCUCCGCUAGGAAGCCUGGUGGACGGACUGCUGACCCUAGUGUGCUUGCUAGCCCUGCCCGGUCGGUUUGCAAAGCUUGCGGUGACUAUCCCGUUUCCGUCGGAUUGCUUAAUGUCCGAUCCCUCUCCAACAAGGGACCUCUUGUUUAUGAUCUUCUUAAUGAUCAUAAUCUGGACUUUCUUUGUCUGACGGAGACCUGGCAGCGUCCAAAUGAUUUUGCCGAUCUCAACCUGACUACUCCGCCUGGAUUUGUUUACACCUGCCAGCCCCGUGUGACGGGAUGUGGGGGUGGCCUUGCGAUCCUGUACAACAGCAAGUACAAGAUCUUCCACAACAUGUCUACAAUACGGAGGUUCUCACAGACCAGCAGCUCUGCAAUGAGGAGAGCAUCUCCAGUUUGGACCAGGAGGAAACGGUUCCUCUGCUGAUUAAAGAGGAACACGAGGAACACUGCUUCACUGAGAAUGAAGAACAGCUUUUACUGAAGCAGGAAACUGACACCUUCAUGGUGCCUUGCACUAAUGAGGAAAGUGAUGAUAAUGAACCCGAAAUAAGUUCUGACCAGUUCAUCUGUCACAGCUCUCCUGGAUCUAAGAAUCAUUACCAGGAAGUAGACAACCGUGUGGACACCAGCACAAAGCUGAAGCCAAAGAAGAGACAACACGGAAACAAAGACCACUAUGCAUGCAAGGAGGACAUUUUCGAUGACAAAUGGCUCUUUAACCUGGAGAAUAAAUCUGGUCUGAACCAGCAGGACCUAGGACUUCUACAAAUAAAAGAGGAAGAGGAGGAACUCUUCACAAAUCAGGAGGGAGAGCAGCUUGUACUGGAGGGAGAGCAGCUUGUACUGGAGGGAGAGCAGCUUGUACUGGAGCAGCAAACCAAUCCCUUCAUGAUCUCUUCAGUUUUUGAGGAACAGAGUUCCUGUAAAGAAGAGCCAAACAGCCAGCUUCUUUCUCACGACUCUCUAUGCCAGGGAAGAACAGAUGAGAAACCAUAUUCUUGUAACACCUGUGGGAAGACAUUUAAAUACAUUUCAACAUUGAAAGUACACACGAGCAUUCACACAGGUGAGAAGCCUUUCUCUUGCGACGCAUGUGGGAAAAGAUUCAGGAGAAAGGAUAACAUGUUGGUCCAUGUAAGAACUCACACCGGUGAAAAGCCUUUUGCCUGUAACAUCUGUGGGAAAGCAUUUAGUGACAGAUCAAAUCUGAUAUGUCACAUUAGAUAUCACACAGGUGAGAAGCGACAUUCUUGCGAAACUUGUGGGAAGAGAUUUUAUCAUAAAGGCAAUUUAACUGUGCACAUGGCAACGCAUACAGGUAUAAAACCUUACCACUGCAACACUUGUGGAAAAAGAUUUAUCCGCUUGGAAAAGUUGAAGAGCCACAUAAGCACUCACACGGGUGAAAAGCCAUAUUCUUGUGAAGCAUGUGGGAAAAAUUUCAGAAGACGUGACAAAGUACUGAACCACAUGAGAACCCACACAGGUGAGAAGCCCUAUCCCUGCAAGAUCUGUGGGAAACCGUUUAGGGACGCGUCAAAUUUGAUACGUCAUGUUAGGUUUCACACAGGUGAGAAGCCAUAUUCUUGUGCCACGUGUGGAAAAAGAUUUACACAAAGCGGUAAUUUGACUGCCCACAUGAAAACUCACACACGUAUAAAGCCUUAUCAAUGCAACGCAUGUGGGAAAAAAUUUACCUGCUUAUCAAAGUUGCAAAGGCACACAAGAACUCACACAGGUGAGAAGCCGUAUUCUUGUAAAACAUGUGGAAAAGGUUUUGUCCAAAUGAGGGAUUUAACUGUCCACAUAAGGACUCACACAGGUGAUAAGCCCUAUUCCUGUGUAACCUGUGGUAAAAGCUUCAGUCAGAACAGUCAUUUGAAUGUCCACAUGAGAACUCACACAGGUGAAAGGCCAUAUUCUUGCAAAACUUGUGGUAAGACUUUCAGUCAAAAUAGUCAUUUGACUGUCCACAUGGGGUCUCACACAAGUGAGAGUUCUUGCAAAACAUUUGGAGAAGUUUUUACUCAAAGUGGUGGGAGUGUUCACGUGAAAAAUCACACAGCUGAGAGGCAGCACCUUUGCAAAUCUCCCGGCAAAGGUUUCAGUUCUGUGACGGAUCAAACAAGAAUCCACAUGGGUGAGGGGAUGAAAUUUAACGAAACUACAACAAGAUGUGGUCAAAGUAGUGACUGACAGUGUACACAAAAAGUUGCACAAGUGAGAGGAAGUAUGUUUGUAAAACCUGCAAGAAGAGGUUCAUUCCAUGAGGUUCAAUGCCACCAUUGUCAAAGCAUAUAAAACUGCAAAAUGGUGAAGAUGUCAAAGUAAUUGUCACUGAAACAUUGAUACAAAUCACAUGGCAAAGAGAAAUUGUAUUCAAAUAAUUAUGUCACAUGUUAUUAAGAAAUGGUCGGGGAGAGAUGCAUCGUCAGAAACAGGAAAUGUGUCAAGAAGCCAAUCGAAGGAAAGCGGGGAGAAAAUCCUCCACAAGUCUUAUGGAGCGAUAGGUCCAAAUGUGAAAAAUUCAGCUUGCUAGUGUGUAUGAAGAAGGUCAAGAAGAGACAACAGUGAGUGUUUUACAGCCAUCGUUAAACACAGUGGGGACUCUGUUUUGGUUUGGAGCUGCAUUUCAGCCACUGAUGUUGGCAGUCUUGUCAAAACUGAUGAAAUUAUGAACCUAUUAAAGAAGUGUCUGUGCAUCUGUAAAGCUGUAAAGUGUCAGCAUGACACUGGGCCUCAUUUACUAAUGUUUACGUAGAAUUACUCUGUGUAAUACAAAAAAAAAAGUUCCCAAGCAAAAUUAUUGUUGGAUUUAUAAAACAUACAACCGGCCUAUUUAGUUCUUACUGCUUAUGUUAAUAAAUCUGAAGUGUUUGGAAUCAACAGCCUUGUAGAAUCUCCAUACAGUUUGCAUACUAUCUGCAGACUGACCCGCCCCAAUUUUCUACAUAAGGAUGCAUUUCCCUCCAGAUGAAGUGGAGAAAGUGGUGAUGAUGUGGUAAAGAGAGAAGAGAGAAGCCUGCACCUCUAGGCAGGAAAUAAGGAGAGUGUGACUGUACAAAAUUAAAUAAAAAUGUCUGAGGUCCAAGGUGGAAGCUUUCCAAAGUGUUUCCACGGGAGUGAUGACUUUUUAAAGAUAAAUAAAAAGCGAUACUGAGUCUGAAAUAGCAGGAGUUCAUUUCUUCUGAAACACUUAUUGUCGCUCAAGUAAGAAAGAAAAUUUGAAAAAGGCGCUAUGACUAACAGACAAAAGACUAACAGACGGAGGACAAGGACCACACGGCGUAAUCUGUCAGCCUCAUAUGAGAAGCUCACUGCAAUGAAAACAGAAAAUCCAGAUUCUUCAGCAUCAAGGGUGUAGUACCAAAAAUAUAUAUAUUGUAAAUGAUCACAUCCAGCAAUGGUAGAAGUCAUUUUCAGUGGAAAAAUAAGAACUUUUAAGAAACAAUAAAACACAGAUUAAUGGAAUAUUUUUAAAUUAAUAGAUGAGGCUGUGGAUGCUGCCCGCCACUCUGUUGUGGUAAAGACGGGUUUGGUGUUCCCUCAAAUAAGCUGGAGGAGGUAGCAGGGUUGAGGGAGGUCUGGGCUGCUCUGCUUAGGCCUGUGCCCCAUGACCCUGUCCCACAUAAGUGGAAGAAAAUGAGUGGAUGAAGGUUGACUCCCACACCUCUUUGCAUCCAUAUAUUUUUUGUUUGUUUGUUUGCGCUUAUCCGGGGUCGCGGGGGGCAGCAGCUCCCUCUCCCCAGCCACCUCCUCCUAAUCUCUUUAGGAUUCCUGGGUCUGCCCCUCUGUCUCACCAAGGAGGCGCUGCCCUUACCACCUGAACUGCCGCCUUUCAAUAUGGAGGUGUAGCAGCUUUACUCUGAGCCCCCCCCGGAUGGCCGAACUCUUCACCCUUUCUCUAAGGGAGAAGCCAGCCACCCUUUGGAGAAAGCUUAUUCCGCCAUCAAAGCUUGUGACCAUAGUUGAGGGUUAGGGACGCAGACCAUUACGAACAGGUACAGCGUCCACAUCACUGAAGCCGCAGCACCAAUCUGUCUGUCGAUCUCACGUUCCCCUCUCCCCAAGACUUCAAUACUUAUACUCCUCUCCUUGGGGCAGAGUGGGCAAUCCACCCUUUCCAGCUGAGGACCAUGUCCUCGGAUUUGGAGGUGCUGAUUCUCAUUUCCACUGCUUCACAUUCAACUGCAAACCACUCCGGUGCAGGCUGGAGGCCCCCACCUGAUGAAUCCAGCAGAACCACAUUAUCUGCAAAAGCAGAAUGAGAUUCUGAGGCCGCACAAGUGGAAGCCUUCUGCCACUUGGCUAUUCCUAGAAAUUCUGUUCAUAAAAAUUAUGAAUGGAAUCACUGAAAAAUUGCAGCUCUGGCAACACCCUCCAAGAACUAGUCUGAUUUAUUGCCGGCAAUGUGGACCGCGCAAUUGCAACAGUCAUAUAAGGACUGAAUGGCUAAUAGCAACAGGCCAGACACCCCUUAUUCCUGAAGCACCUCCCACACAACACUAAGAAAUAGUCGAAUGCCUUCUCCAGGUCCACAAAACACAUGUAGACUGGUUGGGCAAACUCCCAUGCACCCUCAAGUAUCCUUGAGAGGAUAAAGAACUGGUCCAGUUUUUCCACUUGGCCCGUUGGUACCAAUCAAUCAAAAAAAUUCAAUUCAAUUGGUAAUCAAUCCCAAUAGGACUCUUCUCCCCAGCAUCCUUUGGAAUGCUGUCAAAGUUCUGCUCAAGGUGGGAGUUGAAGAUGUGGCAUUCCCAGCACAACAUCACUAUAUAUUCAUGUGCCCCACAGAUCUCGUCCACCACCUGAUCCAACUCACCAGGUGGUGAUCAGCGCCUCUCUUCACCUGAGUGUCCAGAACAUAUAGCCAAAGAUGGUAAAUGGACUGGUUCUUAUAUAGUACUUUUCUACUCUUCUGAGCACUCAAAGCGCUUUACACAACUUGUAAAAGUUCUACCGCCUGAGCUACAGCCACCCUGAUGAUAGGAUUACAAAGUCGAUCAUCAACCUGCGGCCUAGGGUGUCCUGGUGCCACAGUCCGUCCUUAUGUUCGAACAUUGUGUUUGUUAUGGACAAAUUGUUAUUUGCACAGAAGUCAACACAACACUUAUUGUAGGGUCUACCUUGUAAUAUAAAACGCUUUGAGGUGACUGUUGUGAUUUGGCGCUGUAUAAAUAAAAUUGAAUUGAAUUGAAUUGAACACCGCUCAAGUUCAGAUCUGGCAGGCCAUUCCUCCCAAUCACGCCCCUCCAGGUCUCACUUUCGUUGCCCACAUGAGCAUUGCAGUCUCACAGUAGGACGACCCUCAAGCACCACACCCAGGUACUCCAAGAAGGCUGGGUACUCUAAGCUGUCAGUUUAUACAUGCACUGAAUACACUGUUUUCAUUUAGUGUUUUUGUUUUCUUUACCUGUGCUAUUUAUUUUGUGGUAUAUGAUCAUUUGGAAAACUGUAAAUAAGGCUAUAAUAAUUUGUUUGCAAAAUACAAAGAAAUUCAGUUAUGAAAAUAUUGAUAAAUCACAGAUUUUCCUGUAAAAAAUUUGUGCAUUUGCACUGUUUGUAACUGAGGCUCGGUGAUUCCAAACCAGUGAAUAAACCAAUAAAACCAUACCUUUUUAGCACACAGUGGAGCACAAUCCCAGAAUCCAGGGAUUGUGUUGGCAGCGAAUGAAACAAAAGGCAGCCAACAUCAAAAGAAAAGCUUUUGAUGUUGUUCUCAAAAGCUGUGCUUGAACAGCAACUUUUCCUAAAGACUUUGUUUUUGCCUUACUUGUAAACAAAAUAUAAAGAAGCUUGUGUGUGUGUGUGUGUGUGUGUGUGUGUGUGUGUGUGUGUGUGUGUGUGUGUGUGUGUGUGUGUGUGUGUGUGUGUGUGUGUGUGUGUGUUAACAGGUCUAAACUUUAACUUAAAAUUUCGUCCUAGAUUCAACAAUUUAAACCUUGGGCUUGUUUUUGCUACUAUAAUCUAUUACCAGGUUACCGGCAAUGUAAGUUCUGGAGUUAAUGACCCCCCUUUUUUUUUUUCAGUAAUGAUGGAAAUUUGGCAGUAUAAUAAAAUUGAGAACAGAGUGAGAGUUCUUCAGCUUAUGGCAUGCAUCUGCAUGACUGCAUGACAUCUAGGAUUUGUUUUCUUUAUGAGAGCAAAACAAACUUUUUGAAUGUUAUUUUUAUUGAAAAAUGGAAUGUACAAAAUUCCACAAGUGUAUUUUUUGUCAAUACAUGUCAGAGGUGUAACUGUCUAAAUCUGGUAGUUUUCUUUCUACCUCAGUAGUGUUAGAAUUAUGAUGCAAAGAAACCAUAGAGUUCUCCCUGAUAACUAGACUUUAAUGUUUUAGAACCUGUUUCAUUUUGUAUCUGUUCAAUUAUAUAAACUGUGUUUCAGUGUGAGGCUAGCAUACUGAAGAUGUGUACACAUUAUCUGCAGUAUUGUCAAGCGUGCUAUAUAAGUGAAGUACAAAUGUUUUUUUGUUCUUUUUUACAACGCUUUCCAAAAUGAGUCUUUCCAAUACGAAUUCAAAAUGAUGUUUAAGAAAUGUAUAUGAAAAUGACUAUUGUAACAAUGAGCAUCAUCAUAACUAAAUGAUGAUAUAGUACAAAGUGUUCAGUACUUG